Limulus polyphemus (Atlantic horseshoe crab) is the source of this 7604-nucleotide messenger RNA. RefSeq lists its product as uncharacterized. Gene Ontology annotation, cellular component: nuclear body. Lineage: Eukaryota; Metazoa; Arthropoda; Merostomata; Xiphosura; Limulidae. Gene Ontology annotation, molecular function: protein binding; transcription termination site sequence-specific DNA binding; helicase activity. Gene Ontology annotation, biological process: termination of RNA polymerase II transcription. The transcript is spliced from 3 exons. The record is from RefSeq and is a predicted model, not a curated record. The coding region runs from base 330 to 6452 and encodes 2040 amino acids.
CUUUUCGCCUAUGCCGUAAACUAUAUUUCUUGAUAAGAAUAUUAACACUUAAUAACAAUUAACUUUGCCGUAACAUUGACAGUUUGAGUUUAUCAUAAAAAACUGAAAGUUAAACUUUGAAGUUGAAGGCUCGUGGACACUGGAUGUGAAUUGUCAGAAUAGUAAAGGUACAAUGUAGUAGGGACUACUUGGAAUGUUGAAAUGGUAAAAAGAUCUGGAGAAAUUAAUACUUCAAAGACUGGAGACUGAAUCAUCAUUCAUGUGUAAUGUGCAUUGAUAUCAACCAGACCAUGUUGAAUCAUGUAUCUAGUAUGCAUUAUUGAUAUAAAAUGGAGUUGUGUACACCUGAUAGAGAGAUGACUGUCUCAGACUGGGAACUUGUAAGAAUUGGAAAAUAUCAAAAACAUAUGGUUCUCCCUCUUUAUGGAAGUGGUUACAGCAACAUUGUUGGUCGAGGAACACUUGUCAAGGAUUCACAAAGAAUUGUGUCAUCACUUGUUUCACGGCAGCAUGCCACUUUGCAUGUUAAAGAUGAAGAUGGAUGCUACAUUACAGAUUUGAAGAGUUUGAAUGGAAUAUAUAUCAAUGGUAAACGUAUAAAACCAGAUUUUCAACAUAUUUUGCACAAUGGUGAUGCAAUUGGAAUUGGUGUUCCAAAUGGCCUUAAAGAGGAUCAUUUUGAAUUCAUGUUGUUAAGAAAAUCAUUAUCUCCUUUUCAUGAAAAAAAUAAAAUAAAUGAAAAGUGCCAGGAUAUUCUACUGUUUAGUAAUACUUCAUACAACAAUGAAAUAUCAAAGGAAAAUACAGAAUCAAAUUUUAUGGUCACAACUCAAAAUGUAAAUGUUGGAGUGAGCCAUUCUGAUAUCAGCCAAGAUAAAAGGCAUUCUUCUAUAGAUAUUGAUCAGAAUACUUGCAAUAAGUCUCCAGCACCACUACAAGUACAUUCAUGGUUAAACAUCAGUGGAGGUGUUGGCAAAAUCAAACAAGAAAAUGACAUUUGUGAUAACCAAGGAACAAAUAAAAGAAUUAAUCACACAUACACUUGUGGAAGAACUGAAAGACCAAUAAGUAUAGCUACUUUUCAAAACAAUCCUCAAUGUACUGGUGACUCCAAAGAAAAAGCUGGAAUUUGUGGUAAGCAAAAGAUUAGUAACUGUAAUGCUCAUGCAGAUACCAACAAUCAACUUCAAGAAUUUUCACAGGUAGAUCCUUUGGUAAAUAGUUUUAAAAGUGGACAUAAUAGUGAGCAAAAACAGGAAACAUCUGAAAAGCCAGUGAUUGAUGCAGAAAUUAAUCAAUUAGAAAGUUGUACUAUGAGAACAGCAUGUGCAUUAUCACCUUGUAAGGUUCUUUUAAAGAAAUGGAACUCUAAAGAGUACCUUAGUAUGACAAUUGAUGAAAGAGAAACAUUUAGUAACCUUGACAAUACUUUAAACCAAAGUAGUGCAUCACCAGAUAAUGAAGUCAGUAUUUUAAGAACAAGAAGAAAAAAUGUGAGACCUGUGACAAGUGACAGUUUACCAUCAAAAUCAACUCUGCCACAUCCUGUUUUCUAUCAAAAAGCAGAUUUUAAAAGGGAUAAUUGGCAGAUACCAAGGUCAUCGCAUUGUGGAAGUACCAAUUGUGUCCAGAUUUUAGAUGUAGAACAGAAGACCGUUAUUACAGAGAAGAAAAAUUCUCCUAUUGCUGAAACCAAAGUUGAGAAUAUUACUGCAAAGAAGGAAUAUUUUCAUGUUGAUGAAAUCAAGGUUGAAAAUAUUAGUACAGAGAAGGAAAGUUCUCCUAUUGAUAAAAUCAAAGUUGAGAACAGACUAGACAGUUUUAAACCAAGAUUUUUUGUUAGUUCUGUGCAAAAUGAGAAAAGUAUUUUUGAGGAUACUAAAGAAAAAAGAACUGUAAUUAAACAGGAAAAAAAUAUAAAGAAAUGUGAAGAUAGAACUGCAUUUGUUCAAUUAGAAGACUUCUCAGGGACUAUAGAGAAAUACUUGCAUGAGGAUAAAAUACGUGUAGAUUUACAUGAACAUGCUUGUACAAGAGGACCGGAUGAAAAUAAUGCUAUUGAUAUUAGUACUGUUGAAAGUAAAAAUCCUGUGUCAAAACAAAAGGAAGAAGUUCUAAGUGAAGAAGAAGGAGUUUCUUGUAUAAAAAUAGAACCUGGAGAUGUUUAUUCUCAGCAGGAUGAAGUUAUUUUGAUAUCUGAUGAUGAAGAAUACUGUGCUUCUCAAUCAAGUUCAUAUCUUCCUAGCAAAGAAUUAGAAUCCCUCAAGUGCGACUCUCUUUCAGAAGACAGUGAUGAUGAAAUUAUUGUACUUCAAGAUAAAAGCUUUGAAAUUCUUGAUGAAUUUUUGCCUUGUAAUGAUCAAGAGAAUAAAAAUUUUGAGGAAGAGGAAAAGGAGACCAAAGAUGUAAACAUACUUGGUUCUUCUGAUGGUGUAGCUUUAAUGGAAAAUAAAGACGUUUUUCAGAAAGUUACCCAGGAUUCUGAGUUUGGAAGUAAUGUAGCAUUAGAAACUGUUGAUGAUAUGCCUUUACAAAAUGUUGAAAAAAAAAUAAUGGAAAUUGAGGAACAGCUGAGGAAACGUUUAAAAUGGGAAAGAGAAGAGAAAAAUGAAAAUAGUCAAACAAAAAUAGAUGAAAGCAAGCUUAAUACUCUGGAAGUUGAACAUUUUUCUGAUAAAAAUCAGAAGACAAAAUCAGUAGCAUCAGGAGGUAAAAUAGAUGGUGUUAAUAAUAAGGUUAAAGAUAAUGAAGCCAAUGAAGAAAAUUCUGAAAAUCAUGUUAUGGAUAAUUGGGAAGAUUUUUUCCCUGAACUUUCUCAGGCAUUUUACUCUGAGGAUGUAGAAUCAAAUGAAAGUAAUAAAGAUAUACCUGAACUAUCAACGUAUACAAGUUCCUCACUUCCCAAUACAGAAUCAGGCUUUUCAACAAACAAGCCUUUAGUGUGUGUUGAACCAAUGCCUAGGAAUUUUGAUCAACGGUUGGAAGAUUUUCGUCAAAGGCAAAAUCAGAAAAGAAAUAACCAAACUAAAUUAACUGAACCCCUUCCUAUGCACUGUAAAUUAGAAAGAAGUCGUGGCAGAGAAACACAGUUAAGAGAACCACAGAAUACAUUUAAUUCACAAAAAAGAGGAAUUUCGAAAUAUACAUUUUUCAAUAAAGAUCAAGUAAAAAAUCAAAGAAAAGUAAUCCCAACUGCAUUUAUUACUAACUCAGUUAAGAGGCCAGAGAAUACUUUCUAUCCUGCCAACAGGAAAAAAAUAGAAGCUUUGAAGAGGAAAAAUGAAACAAAAUCAUCUAGACAAAAAAUUAUGGAACAGAUGAAUUAUCGUAUUCGUAUGCCAGGUGGAGGGUCUGCUGUUAAAAAAAAAAAAGAAGACACCGGAGCACACAAACAAAGAUCGACAAGAACACCUAGAAAAUGGUCAGAAAUGGAUAAAAAGACUAAUUCAUUUUUGCAUUGUGCAACCCAGAAAACUGGUAACAUGAUAGUCAAAAAGAUUGAUAAUAGAUAUGCAAAAAAAAUUGACAAAGAAUCUGAGAGGUUUCGUUCACGUUCAGCUUUUUUGACAGAACAUGCAUCCAACCAAAACAAACAAGUUAAUGAAUCUGCUGUAUCUUAUCCUACAGAUGCUGCUCUAAGAAAGCGAAAACAAUCAUCUUCUGAUUACCUAGAUAAUUUCAAAAUUCCUAGAUUGUCAAAAAGUUUUUCUGUUGAAUGUUCAGUGGAAGAAAAUAACAAAUUAACUACAGAAACAAAUGGAAUAAAGUCAUGUGUUAACAAGGAUAUUACUUGUAAAGUUAAAUCAGUUAAUGAACCAAAGAAAAGGAUUUCCCAUUUAAAUAAACAAAAUUAUUGUUUGUCAGAAACUCCAGAACAUUUGAAAUCAAUGCUUGCACACGAAGCUCAAGUAAUUAAACAGCUGAAAUCACAAACUAAUUGCCAAAAAAAUACAAGUCACAAAAAACAAAAGGUACGAUUUGCAGAUGCAGAAGGAAAAGAGUUAGUAGAAAAUUAUUUUGAAGAUAGAUACAAACUAUCUUACAGCAUUCCAACUACAUCAAAAGCAGAACAACAGUACCAAACAUUUCCUUCAACAACUAUUGUAAACACACAUCCUACUGUGAGUCUAAAUGCUGAUAAAGCUCUGUUGACCAUGCUGAAAUGGUUUUCGAGAUGGCUUAAGGAACAAGAGCAGAAAAAUCACCCGCCAACCAUGAAAGAUAUGAAGGUUUGUGAAUUAGAUGGAUAUCCACAAGAAACACGUGCUUGUUAUAAAAGUAUUGAUGAAUAUUUUAAGAUUAAUUUCUCACUCUUAUUGUAUGAAGCAUGGGAGCAGGCUUAUCAGUCCUGGAGAGAAGGUACUGCUAAGAAUAGUCUUAUUACACAUUUAGUAGAAGUACUUUCAUAUCAACAUGAAGAAAAAUUUCUUAGAAUCACAUGUGUGACAGUGAUUAAUACUGAGUUAAUAAAGAAAGAUCUCAUACCAGUAGAAGGUCAUUUUGUUUUAUUUGAUCUGAGAAGUACUAGUGGUCAGUUAACUCAAGUAUUUGGGUAUGUUGUAGGGCGUGAAAUACAGCCACGUAAUCCACAAAUGCAGAAAAAAAUAAGAACAAUUUUAAAUGUUGAUGAUACUAAUCUUUCUAAUAAGGACAGGCAUUCAUUGGUAUUUACGUUAAGAACAAAGUACAUGGCUGAAAGUAUUGAUCAAAGAAAGUUGUCAAAAGUUCAGAUUUUGUGUUAUAUGAGACCACUGCUGAGACAGUUUGAGGCAUUAUCAAAUGUAUCUAGAUCCUUGCUUGUGAGAGACAUUUUGGAGCCACGAACAACUACUUGUGAACUGAUUGCUCCAAGGCAUACAUCCUCUGUUUGUGGUAGCUUUAAUGAAACACAAACAAAAGUGAUAAUUUCUAUAACAGAACGUGUUUUUUGUCCUUAUCCCAUACCCCUCAUAGCUCUCUUGCAAGGACCACCCGGAACAGGAAAAACUUAUUUGAUAGUUGGUUUAAUUCAAAAUCUUCUUCACAGGAGUUCAAGUUUAAAAGUCGAAACAUCAUCAAAAAUACUUGUUGUAGCUCCUUCAAAUGCAGCUGUGGAUGAAAUAGGUAGAAGACUUAUCAAACUAAAAGAGAGAGAGAAAUUAAAGGGGAAAAAAGUUAAGUUUGUUAGAAUUGGUCAGCCAUCACAUAUUCAUCCAGAGGUACAUAUGUAUCAUAUUGAAAACCUUGUCAACAUGAACAUUAAUAGAAAAAUUUCUGAAGAAAAAAAAAAACUGGAAGGUAAAAUAAGAAGGCUUAAAGCUACAUCUGAAGAACUGGCUACAGAUAUUCAGAAAAGAAAAAAAGAUGGAUGUCCACAAAUUGUUGUUCAAAAAUAUGAGGUUGAAUAUACCAAACAUUUGAAACAACUUCAGGUAUUGGAGAACAAAGUGAAGGAAUUAAACACUAGAAAAUAUGUUUCAGAGAAGCACAAAGAAAGUGCAUAUAGAAAAGAAAUUCUUCAGAAUGCAGAUAUUAUAUUAAGCACUUUGAGUAGUUGUCGGAUGAAUGCAUUGGAAGUAGCAUAUGGGAGAGAAAGUAAUGUUCACUUUACUUGCUGCAUUGUGGAUGAAGCAUGUCAGUGCUCAGAACCAGAAGUGUUAAUUCCUCUUCAGUAUGGAAUUACCAAAUUAGUUCUUGUUGGAGAUCCUCAACAAUUACCAGCUACAGUGAUCUCUAAACGUGCCUACCAGUACAAAUUUCAAACCUCUUUGUUUGAAAGGUUUUAUUGCUAUUUUCAAACACAAUGUGUAAAUCCAGUCUGCAUGUUGACAGAACAAUAUCGAAUGCACUCUCAAAUAUGCAUGUUUCCUUCAAAACAUUUCUACCAGAAUAGACUAAAGACACCACCAUUUGUUGACAAGCUAUCUUUAUCUUUCCCAUUAAUUCCCUAUUCUCUCAUUAACAUUCUAGAGAGCAAGGAAACUUCAAAUCAAGGAGGUAACAUAUCUAACUUACCAGAAGCUAAUUUUAUAAUGGAUUUGUGUACAAACUUGCUGCUAUUAGUUCCGGAAGGAACAACUUGUGGUAUUAUUACACCAUACCAAAGUCAGAGAGUCCUGUUCCAGCAUCUUUUGAGAACAAACAGAGAGAUUAAAAAGCUAAAUACUUACAUUGAAGUAAACACUGUUGAUGGAUUUCAAGGAAGGGAAAAAGAUAUUAUUAUCUUAUCCUGUGUAAGAGCCCAUAAUAAUACUGGUACUAUUGGCUUUGUUGCAAACCAUCAGAGACUUAAUGUUGCCUGUACUCGAGCUAAAAAAACCUUAAUUAUUUGUGGCCAUCUUAUUUCUUUUGAGACACAUAAACAUUGGCAGGAACUGAUAGAAAAUGGAAAAGAAAGGGAACUGCUUAUAGAAGUUAACCUUUCAACAGAUAUAACCAGUGUAGUAAACAAACUUAUUAAGCAGUUAGUAUAAUUUUUCUGACAACCAAAAGUCAAUAUUUGACAUCAUGUUUUAUUACGUGGCAAUUAUACCACUGCGUGACAGUCUGUAAAUGGUGAGAUAUAAAAGACAUGGAUGUGUGUAUGUCAAUAUUUCUUCGGUGAAGAGUAACUUACAUGCAUUUGCUACACAGACGUUGAAUAUGUAAAGAUGUUAUUCAUAGCAAAUCUUAUAUCUUUUGAUUAUUUUGAGUGCUUAUAAAUAAAACUGCCAUGAUUAUAAAAAUGGAAUUUUUUUUUCAAUUCAUUAGUCAGAAUGUACAUAUGUAGGAUGUUAUAAUUUUGUACUUACAUGCACAAAAGCAUUGAAAUUAAAAGUUUGUUGUUUUCAUAAUGUUAUGUACAGACUAGAAAUGAAGUCAGUUUGGAAGUUUGUAUAUCUAAGAACAUAAUAAUAUCUUCUGUUCAUUAAAUUUGAUUAAGUUUACAAAUCAGGAUUGAUAUUUUUGUUCAUGAUCAACUUGUUUAUAUUUAAACUUAGUUUUGUAGUUGUAGUAUAUUGUAUUUGUUCUUAGACCUUAAGGUUAAUUUAAAGAUUAAUCAACUUAAAUCAUUUGGAAAAUUAGGUAGUUUCAAUAGAAAGGUGUGUAGCUUCAUAAAUAUCUAAGUAUAUAUUACAGUUUGAAAAAUUUUGAAGUUUAUUAUAACUGAUGAAGAAAUUCAAUAUAUUGAGCAUUUUGCAAUAGGAAACGUUUAACGAUUUUCAUUGUUCUACUCCACUUGAAAUUUAAUGUUACUGCAUUAUAGUGUAUCAAAUUAAAUGAGUUCUUUACACAUUUUAAGUGAUACAAAACUUAAGUUUCCAAAGUUGUCAAAAGUAUUUACAACAUCAUGUUUGAAGAAAUGGGAAAAGCUGAGAAAUACUGGUACAAGUUGUAAUUUCUUUUUAUGUUGAAGUUUUUGUCAGUGUUUUGUAAUAUGUGUUUUUAUUAAGUAGUUUUUUAAGUAAUAAGAUGCAUAACAUUUGGAAAGUACAUAGUAUUGUACUCUGUGUUUUUCUCUUGCUAAAUAUUUUUACAAUAAUGAGAGAAGUCUGUAUAGAAAAAUGAAAAUCACAUGAAUGAAAGAUGUUUCAUUUAGCCAUUAUUGUGAUAAGUCAAAGAGAUAAGUAUCCGUUAUAAUAAAA